Molecule: messenger RNA, 1493 nt
Organism: Nilaparvata lugens (brown planthopper)
Lineage: Eukaryota; Metazoa; Arthropoda; Insecta; Hemiptera; Delphacidae
Gene: Rfk
Product: riboflavin kinase
Exons: 4
Coding region: 189-668 (159 amino acids)
Biological process (GO): riboflavin biosynthetic process; FMN biosynthetic process
Cellular component (GO): mitochondrion
Molecular function (GO): riboflavin kinase activity
Source: RefSeq, a predicted model, not a curated record
AUUCAUAACCUCUUUUGAUCUCUAGCUCAGCUCUCAGCUCUAGCUUUCUAGCUCUUUCUCUUCAAAGUUAUGUAUUCAUUGCCACAUCCAAAAGUAAUUCAAUUUAGAAAGUUUUGAGAAGAAUUAAGAACUGAACACCUUAUCCAAUUCUCUAAAUUCUCUGUUACCUCAAAUUCGGAGCUAAAAACAUGAUUCCAUCUUAUCCCUUUUUAUUGAGUGGUCCUGUUAUCAAAGGGUUUGGAAGAGGGUCAAAACAACUGGGAAUUCCCACAGCAAACUAUCCUGACGAGAUAGUAGAGAAACUACCUUCUGAAUUGAAUUCGGGCAUCUACUUUGGAUGGGCGCAGGUAGAUUGCAGUCCAGUUUACUGCAUGGUCACAAGCAUAGGCUGGAAUCCAUACUACAAAAAUACCAAGAAAUCUGUGGAGACUCACAUUCUACAUGAGUUUGACUCGGAUUUCUACGGUUCGAAUCUGAAGAUAUGCAUAGUAGACUACAUCAGGCCUGAAAUGGACUUCAACUCAGUUGAUGAACUAAUUGAUAUGAUAAAGAACGACAUAUCAACUGCUAAGGAAAGGCUGACUCAACCCCAGUAUGAAAAAUACAGGACACAUCCGUUCUUCAGCCAUGAAAAGAAUGGCUGUGAAAGCAACGGUGAACAUUCGUGAGAUUCCUCCUGGUGAUGUAAUCAACAAGCCAACAUUUCUAGAUUUUGUACAUUUUAUAAAAUUGUGGGGUGGUAGCACUGUGAUAUAUAAAUAACUUUAUAGGUUUCACUAGAAAAAUUUGACAAUUUGAGUUAAAACUCAAACUUUGAAAACUUUGAGUUAGCACGAGAAACUUUUGACAAUAAAUGCAUCAGUGUAUUAACCAAUAAUAAAAAUUCUUAGAGUUCAUUUUAAUUAAAUCAACUAUUAUUUGGUUGAUGAGAUAGAAGAACGUUGUUCAAGGAAACAAAUGUUAGAAUUUAACAAUGAAUUUUAGUGCUUAGUGCCGGUUGUACAAAAGCCAAAGUUGAUGAACGAAUCAGAGAAGCCGUCUUAUCAAAGAGGCCUUCUCUGAUUGGUUCUCCUGAAAUUAAUGACGGUUAAAAUUCAACCGGCUUCUGUGCAACCAGUCCUAAAUUUAUAUUAAAUCAAUAUGCUUGGUUAAAAAUAUGAAAGAAAGUUGUUCAAGGAAACGAACUCUAGAAUUUAAUACUGAGUUAUAGUGCAGUUAGCUUUUACAAAAAGCCUGCUUAGAAGUAAUUUGUUUGAAAAUUUUGAAUUUGAAAUUCAUACAUUACAGACGUUGAUUUCGAUAAGAUUAGUUUAAGUAUAGCCUAAUAAAAAUGAAUAUCUCAAACUAAAACUAUUGUAACUUAUAAAUAGUAGAGUAUAAAUACUAUGCAAUCUAGAAAACUUUUAGGAGAAGCCCAUUAUUUUAAGAAUAGCCGGCUUAAAAUAGUUUAUUUGAAAUUUUAAUUUGAGAAUUCAUACAUUACAGAAGUUAAU